Messenger RNA from Rubroshorea leprosula, 589 nucleotides. The record is from the annotation of a GenBank genome assembly. Lineage: Eukaryota; Viridiplantae; Streptophyta; Magnoliopsida; Malvales; Dipterocarpaceae.
CUACCAUGAUUCAACACCCUAACUUGUUUUGGGUUUUUUUUACUACAAUUACAUUGAGAAGUUUGCUGGCCUUGAGCUCUAUACACGAAUGGAUCUAGAUGCCCUAGGAGGAGAAAUUAGCUACUUCAUCAAGGAUGGGAGGACUAAUGUGGAAGCACUGGUCAACAUGAACAAAGAGCAAGGACGGAUUCCCCCAGCGCCUGGUAUUGAUAUUCAUGAUAUUCAUGCUUCUUCAAGUGAUCUCUGCUCUUACCCUACCUUCAUGACUGCUGAUGGGUUAGGUGGUUGUCCCAUAAUAGCCACAGGGGCACCCUGGUACACACAGGUAAGGAGGCACAAGGGUUGGGGUCUCCCUUCAAGCCUUUUGGAGCUUUAAUUAAAGGCAUUUAUCCCAUAUCCUCUUUUUGAAUGCAUUUACUAGUUCGGUUCGUUGUUGUUCUUCUCAAGUUUUCUCCAUGUUAUGUCCAUGUGUGCUGUGACGGUGCUAUUAGGUGGAUUGUGUGGUAUGCCAUCUUUGGCUGCAAAUUGGGCAUGGUAUCCUUAAUUUGCUAGGGGACGAAGCCUUAGGCAAUAAAGACAGGAAAAGUUC